Solanum verrucosum is the source of this 2133-nucleotide messenger RNA. Its product is annotated as aminopeptidase P1-like. Gene Ontology annotation, molecular function: metalloaminopeptidase activity. The record is from RefSeq and is a predicted model, not a curated record. Lineage: Eukaryota; Viridiplantae; Streptophyta; Magnoliopsida; Solanales; Solanaceae. Bases 69 to 2036 code for a protein of 655 amino acids. The transcript is spliced from 17 exons.
AGAGAAGAAAAUCACUGCCCAUCUAUUAAGUCAAACUCCAAUUGCUAAUUUGGAAAUCGAAAGAGACGAUGGCGGACACACUCGCUGCUCUUAGGUCUUUAAUGUCCUCUCACUCUCCUCCUCUUCAUGCUUUGAUUAUUCCUUCCGAAGAUUAUCAUCAGAGCGAAUAUGUAUCGGCACGGGACAAAAGACGCGCAUUUGUCUCUGGAUUCACCGGAAGUGCUGGUUUGGCGCUUAUAACCAUGGAUGAAGCACUUUUGUGGACAGAUGGCCGGUAUUUCUUACAGGCAACUCAGCAGCUCAGUGACCAGUGGAAGCUCAUGCGUAUGGGAGAAGAUCCUCCCGUUGAUAUCUGGAUGGCCAAUAAUUUACCAAAGGAUGCAGCCAUUGGUGUUGAUACAUGGUGUGUAUCAGUAGAUACUGCGCAGAAAUGGGAGUGUGCUUUUGCUAAGAAACAACAAAAGUUGGUACAAACAACUAGAAACUUGGUUGAUGAAGUUUGGAAAAAUCGGCUACCUGCCCAAGCAAAUCCUGUAAUUGUGCAUCCGUUACAAUUUGCUGGUCAGUCUGUUGCAGAUAAGUUGAAAGAAUUGAGGAGAAAGCUUGUACUGGGAAAAGCUCGUGCUAUUAUUAUAACAGCACUUGAUGAAGUUGCAUGGUUAUAUAAUGUCCGUGGCAGUGACGUAUCAUAUUGCCCAGUUGUUCAUGCAUUUGCGAUUGUGACUAUAGAUUCAGCCUUCUUCUACGUGGAUAAGCAAAAAUUGUCUCCUGAGGCAAACUCUUACAUGGAAGAAAAUGGAAUUAUAGUGCGGGAUUAUGGUGAUGUUAGCUCAGAUGUGGUCCUCCUUGCAUCUAAUCAACUUACUUCUUGCUCCUCAACUAAGGGAUCUAAAGGGAACCCAAAGAUUGAUGUUAGAAAUGCCACUUAUAUAGGAAAUACUGCUAGUCAUGCUGUUGAGUUUGUAAAUGACCUCAUUUGGGUUGAUCCUGGAGCAUGUUGCUUCGCUUUGUAUUCAAAACUGAGUGCUGAUAAAGUUCUCCUUCAGCAAUCACCUUUGGCCCUUGCAAAAGCUCUGAAGAACCCUGUUGAGAUAGAAGGAUUGAAGAAGGCCCAUUUUCGGGAUGGGGCAGCUGUUGUGCAAUAUCAUGUCUGGCUUGAUAAGCAGAUGCAGGAAAUAUACGGGGCAUCUGGUUAUUUCAUGGAGGCUGAAAGUACCAAACAGAAGAAACAACUGGGGACUAAAAGACUGACAGAAGUCUCUGUGAGUGAUAAGCUGGAGGAGUUCCGUGCAUCAAAGGAGCAUUUUAGAGGAUUAAGUUUCCCAACUACCUCUUCUGUUGGCUCAAAUGCAGCCAUUAUCCACUAUAAACCUGAGGCAGAAACUUGUGCUGAACUCGAUCCAGAUUGCAUUUACCUAUUCGAUUCUGGAGCACAGUAUCUGGAUGGAACAACUGAUAUUACACGGACUAUUCAUUUCGGAAAACCUUCUCCACAUGAGAAAUCUAGUUACACGGCGGUUCUUAAAGGACAUAUAUCUUUGGGAAACGCCAGGUUUCCUAACGGAACCAAUGGGCAAGCUCUUGACAUUCUUGCUCGAAUUCCUUUGUGGAAAGAUGGUCUUGACUAUAGGCAUGGUACUGGACACGGGAUCGGGUCUUACUUAAAUGUCCAUGAAGGACCUCAUAAUAUUAGUUUCAGGCCAUCUGCACGGGAUGUGCCACUACAAGUUUCAAUGGCUGUAACAGAUGAACCUGGUUAUUAUGAAGACGGGAACUUUGGUAUAAGAAUAGAGAAUGUUCUUAUUGUCAAGGAGGGCAAUACGAAGUUCAACUUCGGUAAUAAGGGCUAUUUAUCAUUUGAGCAUAUAACUUGGGCACCGUACCAGAGGAAACUAAUUGACGUGAGCCUUCUGGUGCCUGAAGAGAUUGAAUGGUUAAAUGAAUACCAUGCAAAAUGUAGGGAAAUUCUUACUCCUUACCUGAAUACAUCUGAGAUGGAAUGGCUGAAGAAGGCUACCGAACCCAUUGCAGCUUGACAUGCCUCAUUUGUUAGGGGAUUGGAGUUGAGGCAUUUUACCAUAUUAUUGUUGCCUUGUGGAGAUGAAAGAUUUAGCUUCUGUCGAUUCAAAACGG